This is a messenger RNA of Papaver somniferum (opium poppy), 951 nucleotides long. RefSeq names its product pre-rRNA-processing protein TSR2 homolog. Bases 114 to 572 code for a protein of 152 amino acids. Gene Ontology annotation, biological process: maturation of SSU-rRNA from tricistronic rRNA transcript (SSU-rRNA, 5.8S rRNA, LSU-rRNA). The transcript has 3 exons. The record is from RefSeq and is a predicted model, not a curated record. Gene Ontology annotation, cellular component: nucleus. NCBI's taxonomy places the organism in Eukaryota, Viridiplantae, Streptophyta, Magnoliopsida, Ranunculales, Papaveraceae.
AAUCAAACCCGAUUUUGAUUAUUUCUUUCUUCUACGCAAUUGAGAACUUCUUUCUUCCACCUGCUGACUGCUUCAUCUUUUUUUCUCUCUCUCUAAAUUAGAGAGAAAGCUUCAUGAAUUCCAAUAAUGGACAUUAUACUGCUUCUCAUCAACAAUUAAGACCUGAAUCUAUAUCUGUAUUCAUUGAAGGGAUUAAUUUGAUUCUUUCUAGAUGGAUUGGACUUCAACUUGCCAUCAAAAACGAAUGGAGUGGAAGAGAUUCUCGUCAGAAAUCAGAACAAUUUGUGAACGAUAUCUUCUCUUGGUUUUCUUUAUCUAAAGUACCAUUAUAUGUUGAUGAUUUGGAACACAUGUUGGAUGAGAAAAUGUUGCUUACUUUUAAUACCGAGAUCGAUGAUGGUAGCAUUGAAGAAGUAGCAGAAGAGUUGAUAAUAGUUUAUGAAGAUUGUUUGCAAGGCAGUCAUGAGUCAGUAGAAAAACUUAGGAAAUCUAAUUCUGGGGCAGAAUUUGUGUCCCAACACAAACAGGCAUCCAUCUAUACGUUGUCUUAUUAUUACUCGACUCGGAUUUGAUUUCUUGAUCAUUAUGACACCUUGCCGACCUCUUUAUCGGGCUAUAAAGUCAUGGUGGACUGAACUAAAACAAUGUUGACUUUUUCCGAUUUGUGUCUUUCUUUCGAUAGAUAACUGCUGGACAUCGAGGCAUAAGCUAGACCUUAAUGAUGAAGUGGUUAUGUAUUAUAUUUAUAUACAAGUAAUAAAAUGCCGGAGAGGGAAGUAGUUGAUGAAGAAACUGCCGCAUGAAGUUUACUUACAUUGAGGGAGAGUCGUCAGAUGUAAAGAUCUUUUUUUUCUUUGUAAAUUACAUCAAUUUUUAGGGAACUAUAUGUAUGUGAUCCAAUGCAUGGCUGAUCUAACAUAAGAUCUUCAAAGAAAAUAUUUACUUCCUCCA